This is a messenger RNA of Oryzias latipes (Japanese medaka), 1286 nucleotides long. Its product is annotated as transmembrane protein 47. Gene Ontology annotation, cellular component: cell-cell junction. The record is from RefSeq and is a predicted model, not a curated record. Gene Ontology annotation, biological process: cell-cell adhesion. NCBI's taxonomy places the organism in Eukaryota, Metazoa, Chordata, Actinopteri, Beloniformes, Adrianichthyidae.
CUUUCCAACCUGACGCUCUCGCGCACAACCUCGCGCGCACACAAAGCACAGACGGCUAUGGUGAAAGCAAACGCAGGAGGACGUCGGGUGAGCUCGCGCCGCAGAGAUUGAGCGCGUGAGGAGGAGAAGAUGUCUGUGGACGAAGUGUCCGUGUUUCGACCCUUCAAGCUCAUCGCGCUGCUCUGCGUCUUCCUCGCUCUUUGCCUGGACGUGGUCGCUCUGCUGAGCCACUCGUGGGUCACCGCGGACCGCUUCUCCCUGUCCCUUUGGGAGUCCUGCUCCCAGUCUGGGCCGGAUAACUCCGCGGAGGAGGCUCGGUGGAGCUGCUUCUCCACCCUCACAUCUGACUGGCAGAUCGCCACCUUGGUACUGCUUGGGGUCGGCGCCGUUGCAACUCUGGUGGCCUUUUUGGUGGCCGUCAUUUCCUUUUGCAGGGGACGGCAGAGGCAGCAGUAUCGCAUCGUGGCUGUGUUCCUGUUCACUGCAGUGGUUCUGCAGGCCUGCGCCCUGGUCCUCUACCCCAUCAAGUUCAUUGAUGGAACAGUUCUGCAGACCUAUCACGAGUUCAACUGGGGGUACGGGCUGGGCUGGGGAGCCACCAUCUUCAUGCUGGGCGGGGGCAUCCUGUUCUGCCUGCGGACGGACCUGUAUGAGGAUUCGAUGUAUUGAAACGUGACACUGCUGCUGGAAGUGCAUAAACACUCAGAGGCUCACUCUGCACGUGUGUGCCGGAGCACACAGCUUUCCUCCUCCUUAUUUUUAGACCAGUGGUCAAGGCCUUAUUUAGACCUAAACAGUGUGAGCAACCCCCCCACUAACUCCACCACACACACACAUACACACACACCCGUCAGGCUCGCUGAUAAUGGAGGGAGGUGGAAACAACAGCGAAGCACAGAGAGUUUUCUGGAUGGGCUGCUGCUGGAUCUUUCCUCUCACGUGGAUGUUAUUGUUAGAGGGAGAGCACAGACCUGAAUGAGCAGAGGCUGAAUAAUUCACAGGACUUCUCCACAUUUCCUUUUUUAUUCUUUUUAUAGAUGUUCACAACUAUUAGCUUGUUGCUGCUGUAUUUAUGGCACUAUUUUCCAUUUUAUGGCUAUAGAAAACAUCAACUACUCUCUAUUUUAGCUAAAAAAGACAUCUAGCGAGUUGAAAUUAGCACAGUUUGAUAUAAAUGCUAUCCAGUGUGUAGAUAUGUUGGAAAAAUCCAACUAGUUUGUCUCAUGAAAAUGUAAAUGUGUACAAAGAAUUUCUACAGAAUAAAGACACCUGUGGGAGCAUGAAAA